Molecule: messenger RNA, 2368 nt
Organism: Gadus chalcogrammus (walleye pollock)
Lineage: Eukaryota; Metazoa; Chordata; Actinopteri; Gadiformes; Gadidae
Gene: prkar1aa
Product: protein kinase, cAMP-dependent, regulatory, type I, alpha (tissue specific extinguisher 1) a
Exons: 11
Coding region: 116-1102 (328 amino acids)
Biological process (GO): regulation of protein phosphorylation
Cellular component (GO): cAMP-dependent protein kinase complex
Molecular function (GO): cAMP-dependent protein kinase regulator activity
Source: RefSeq, a predicted model, not a curated record
UUCUCGCGCAAAGCAUCAUGGGUAGGAUAUUACCAAACAGAAGAGGAAGAAGGGGUAAAUAACGGACCCAGCCCUUAAAAUACAACCUUUUCUAUUCUUUGGACAGAAGGCUACAAUGACAUCAGGCAACAUGAGCAGCGAUGAAGAGAGGAGUAUGAGAGAGUGCGAGCAGUACGUGCAGAAACACAACAUCCAGCAGCUGCUGAAGGACUGCAUCGUCCAGCUGUGCACCUCGCGGCCAGACCGGCCAAUGGCUUUCCUCAAAGAGUACUUUGACAGACUGGAAAAGGAGGAGAGCAUGCAGAUGCUGCUGCAGCAGAAGGCCUCGGGCUCCCGCUCGGACUCCCGCGAGGAGGAGGUCUCUCCCCCCAUGAACCCCGUGGUGCGGGGGCGCCGCCGCCGCGGGGCCAUCAGCGCCGAGGUGUACAACGAGGAGGACGCCGCCUCCUACGUCAGAAAGGUCAUCCCAAAAGAUUACAAAACAAUGGCUGCCUUGGCCAAGGCCAUAGAGAAGAAUGUGCUGUUUGCCCACCUGGACGACAACGAGCGAAGUGACAUAUUCGAUGCCAUGUUUUCGGUCAACUACAUCGCUGGUGAGACGGUCAUUCAACAAGGCGACGAAGGGGACAACUUCUACGUCAUCGACAUUGGAGAGAUGGAUGUGUACGUCAACAGCGAGUGGGUGACGAGCAUCGGGGAGGGGGGCAGCUUCGGGGAGCUGGCCCUGAUCUACGGGACCCCCCGCGCCGCCACCGUGGGGGCGCGCUCCGACGUCAAGCUCUGGGGCAUCGACCGGGACAGCUACAGGAGAAUACUCAUGGGGAGCACUUUGAGAAAGCGCAAGAUGUAUGAAGAGUUCCUGAGCAAAGUGUCCAUUCUAGAGUCCCUGGAGAAGUGGGAGCGUCUCACCGUGGCCGACUCCCUGGAGACGGUGCAGUUUGAGGACGGCCAGAAGAUCGUGGUGCAGGGGGAGCCAGGAGACGAGUUCUUCAUCAUCCUGGAGGGCUCGGCCGCCGUGCUCCAGAGGCGGUCUGAGAGCGAGGAGUUCGUGGAGGUGGGACGGCUCGGGCCCUCCGACUACUUUGAACGGGCCGUUGAUUGACCACCUCUCCCUUCGGCCCCGCCCCACGCCGCGUGCUACGCGUGUUUCUUUCUCCUUCCUGUUCAGAAGAGGAUCAUUACAGUACUCGUCAGGCGCGGCUAGUGUGUUUUAGUGUGAAACAUUCCAGCAGUGUCUUAUAACAAAGAAUCAUUCACGGUCCAGUGACUCCAGUUACUAAAAACCAUCCACUUUUAGUUUGUUCACGUCGGAUCACAAGUCCUAUCGUAUAAAUCGACGUGAUGUUUCUCAUCCCUCAUACCAGGAAUGUUUGAUCGCUAGGCGCCGGGACGACUCUGUGGUUACUUCAUAUUGAGAUUCCAGUUGGUCACAGAGAGAGUGGCAGUAUUUUAGUUAAGUUAAACAUUUUGUAAUACUCAACAAUGGGAUUUUUGUGUAACUUGGUCUUCUCAGUUUGUUUGGUCUCUGACAGCUUCGGUGAGGGAUUUAAUAUCUUGGUGUGCAAAGGAAUCUUGGGUGUUUUAAAGACUGAUUUUCAGAUUACUGCAAUUGCUGUUAAUUUUUAAAUGUAAGCCUUCAGUGUUUUUGCUAUUAAAAAUUCCUGUUAUGGCAUCAAAUGAAAGUGUUGUGUAUUUAUAUUAACCUUUGACAUGGAUCACUAAUUAUUCAAAUUGACUAAUGUGGUAUGGAACUAUUUUGGCAUUGCAGACAAAGAUAAAACAGUUAAAAUAAUCAUCUUCUAAUUUGCUAGGUCAUCUAAGUUUAAAUCCACUAUGGUUGGUUAUAGAUUAAUUUGAUGGGAGCUGGUCCUUUGUGGUCCUAUUUGUCUGAACAAACAGGCCUACUAAAGGCCUAGCCCUAGUACACCACUAUGAAUACAUUUCAUAUCAAGAUAACGGUAUCUUUAAUCCGGAAAUUAGGAAUACGUGAGGUUUAUUGUGUGAAGUGUAGAUGUGCUUUUUAUUUUAUAAAGAUAAUGAAUAAUGACAACUAAAACAUCUUUCAAAUUUCCCUUCUCAAAAUUAUAAUCAAAAAACAUUAAAUUGAUAUUAGGUGUGCUUAAUGCUGGCAUAUUGUUUAACGUAUGCCGUAUUAUCUAACAUUAAAACUAUGACUUAUGCAAACAUUUUACAUGUAGGCUACAUGAAAUCCAUGGCUGAUCAGAUCCAUAUUCUAAUCUGUCAGACGAAGUGCCCAAACUGCCCAUCAGUCGGCCCAUUGCUUGUGUGAGUGCUGAUAAAACCAGAACAGCACUGCAGACAAAUCAAUAAGUAACUAGCUAUGACUUUAUUACAUUAUUUACUACUA